CGCCGUAGUAGCGUCGGCGGAUUCGCAGACCGGCCACCGGCGGACACAAGCUGUGCAGGUCUCCGCGAUGCCAGUCGGAUCAUAAGCCGCCCGGUUCACCCCGUGAAACGAAGAGGUCAAAAGAGCCGUGUUCCCUCCUCGACCACAGACUCUCGGUCCGACACGGGCAGCAGACACAGAAGCAGACACCGUUACAUUGGAGUAAAGCGCGUCCUCCGGUGCAGCGCAGCUUUAAGAGGAUUGCUGUAUCCCAAGAACUGCAACGCCGCCCGAAGUGUGUUUAGACGGGGAAAAUGUCAUUGUCUGGGAAAGAAAACAACACUUCCCCUCAUGCCAAUUACGUGGGACCGUACCGCUUAGAAAAGACCCUCGGGAAAGGACAGACAGGUCUUGUAAAGCUCGGGGUCCACUGUGUCACGUGUCAGAAAGUUGCCAUAAAGAUUGUAAACCGAGAAAAGCUCAGCGAAUCCGUCUUAAUGAAGGUGGAGCGAGAGAUCGCCAUCUUGAAGCUAAUAGAACAUCCACAUGUAUUAAAGUUGCACGAUGUCUACGAAAAUAAGAAAUAUUUGUAUUUGGUUUUAGAGCACGUGUCGGGUGGAGAGCUGUUUGACUAUCUGGUAAAGAAGGGCCGAUUAACACCCAAAGAAGCUCGAAAGUUCUUCAGACAGAUCAUCUCAGCUCUGGACUUCUGCCACAGUCACUCAAUAUGUCACAGGGAUCUGAAGCCGGAGAACCUGUUGCUGGAUGAGAAGAAUAACAUCAGGAUAGCAGAUUUCGGCAUGGCAUCCCUGCAGGUGGGAGACAGUCUGCUGGAAACCAGCUGUGGAUCUCCUCAUUACGCGUGUCCUGAAGUCAUCCGGGGAGAGAAGUAUGACGGGAGGAAAGCAGACGUUUGGAGCUGUGGGGUCAUUCUGUUUGCUCUGUUAGUGGGGGCUCUGCCGUUUGACGAUGACAAUUUAAGAAACUUGUUAGAAAAAGUGAAGCUGGGGGUCUUUCACAUGCCCCAUUUUAUCCCACCGGACUGCCAGAACCUUCUGCGAGGAAUGAUCGAGGUCAACGCCGGCAGUCGGUUAACGUUAGAGCUGAUCCAGAAGCACACGUGGUACAUAGGAGGGAAGAACGAGCCGGAGCCCGAGCAGCCGGAGCCCAGGAAGGUGGCGAUCCGCAGUGUCCCGUCGGCCGACGACAUCGACCCGGACGUCCUGGAGAGCAUGCACUCGCUGGGCUGCUUCCGGGACAAGAACAAGCUGAUGAAGGACCUGCUGUCGGACGAUGAGAAUCAGGAGAAGAUGAUCUAUUUCCUUCUGUUGGAUCGUAAGGAGCGAUACCCCAGCCACGAAGACCAGAACCUCCCUCCUCGAAACGAUAUAGAUCCUCCGCGGAAGCGUGUGGACUCCCCAAUGCUGAACAGACACGGGAAGAGGAGGCCGGAGAGGAAGUCUAUGGAGGUGCUGAGUGUCACUGAUGGAGGUUCACCUGUACCUGCACGACGAGCCAUCGACAUGACACAACACGGACAGAGGUCACGGUCCAUCAGUGGUGCGUCCUCUGGUCUCUCCACCAGCCCUCUCAGCAGCCCACGGCCUGUACGAAAAUUCUGUGUCCCGCCUCAGUCCACUGAGCUGCUCUUGUCCCCCAGUUCUAGUUUCACAGACUCCUUAAAACCAAACUCUGAUCAAAAUGAGUCAAAAAAACCCACUUCUAACUCCCUAAUGCCAAACCCUAUAUCUGAGUCUCUCUUGCCCUGCCCAAAGACCCAAACUCUUCAAGCCAAACCCAAAGACAAACCCUUACAAUCUGCCCGAUCAAUCCCCUUACCGGAAUCUGAGCCUGAACACAUUUCGACAGCCAAGUCAGAACCAUCGACUCCAUGUCAACCUCAAGCACCCUGUAUACCGGCCAGCCCAAUGGUGCGACGGGCAACCCCAGCCUCCAUCAUACCUCCUCAACUCUCUGUCCCCUUUAGACCUGUUUCCCCUCUUUCCCCUAUCCGACUACACCACUUCCACCCCGUUCCCGGCUCUGACCACACCACCAAAUCUAUUCCCACCAUACAGGUGACCCCCCACCCCUCUCCAAGGGGAAGCCCUAUCCCCACUCCCAAAGGAACGCCCGUGCACACGCCUAAGGACAGCCCAGCGGGGACACCGACCCCUACGCCACCCCCCAGCCCCUCCAUUGGGGGAAUGCCCUGGAAGAUGCGCCUCAACUCCAUCAAGAACAGCUUAAUGGGCUCACCCCGCUUUCACCGCAGGAAACUGCAAGUUCCCACUCAAGAGGAAAUGUCCAGCCUCACACCAGAGUCUUCCCCAGAACUUGCCAAAAAAUCUUGGUUUGGUAACUUCAUCAACCUAGAGAAAGAGGAGCAGAUCUUUGUGGUUAUUAGGGACAAGCCACUGAGCUCUAUAAAAGCCGACAUCGUCCACGCCUUUCUCUCGAUACCAAGCCUCAGUCACAGCGUUAUCUCACAGAUGAGUUUUCGGGCCGAGUACAAAUCCACCGCCGGCCCCACCGUCUUCCAGAAGCCUGUUAAGUUCCAGGUCGACAUCACGUACACCGAGAGCACUGCGGCCACCAAGGAGAACGGCAUCUAUUCAGUCACCUUCACUCUGCUCUCAGGUCCCAGCCGGCGUUUCAAGCGGGUGGUAGAAACGAUUCAGGCGCAGUUGUUAAGCACACACGACCAGCCGGGAGUCCAGCAGCUGUCUGGUAGCCCAUUGAGUAACUUCUUUGACGUAAUUAAACAACUUUUUUCAGACGAGAAGAACGGUCAGGUGCCUCAUCCACCUGGCACGCCCAACAGACACCCACCUAACGCCUGUCACCACGACCCUCAGCCUAGUGACUCUAAAUGCCCAGCGGGUAAUCCCAGGGACAAUUCUAACCUGGUGCCAUCCGUUGGGACACAGGAGCAGCCCUAAAAGUUUACCAAUCAAGCUUUUCAAAGCGUACCUACAAAAGAUCUCAAAAUAUAGAAAAUCUUAGAGGUGAUGGAAUAUUUAUUUGGACAAACUUUUAUAUGAUGGAAUGACUGUUUAAAAACAAAUUUUGACACAAAUCCAGACACAUUACCCCUUUCACCGUCUCUGCCAUGUCGUUGUGCCCGUUCCCUUCCCGAACCCCUUUCGUUUUUACCCCAGAUAUUUUCAUGUCUUUACGUCUGUCUUCCCAUUUUCCUCACCUUUGUGACGGCUUGUCUUUGCUGAUAGGAAUUAUCCAGAAAACAUAUUAAAACGCCACCUCCCACUUCCCUGCACAUCCUGAGAUGGACAGUUACUGACAGACGCCACUUUUCAUGAUGAACAAGCAGGUUUCCAAGGAGUUGGACCCUUCAUCAUACUCUUUCCUUCCCGCUCUGCCCUCUCGAGGACUAAAAUACAAACACUGACACUUCUUCCCAGUCAACCUGUGUGCUCCCAACACCAACCUGUUAAAAUGUUUGACCAGCCGGUAGAAACCGGCGGCAAAAAACUGGGUCUGUUCCAAAAUGUAGUGAGCUUCCUUGAGGUACGUCACUUUGAUCAAGAGACCCUUAAUGCAAUGCAACAAACUUCAUAAAAAUAUCCAUUAGAUGACAGAUAAAGCACAUAAAUCAGUCUAAUAAAACUGAGGACUCUCUAUUUGUAUGUUAUGUAUGUUAUUAAAGUUUGGAUCUAUUAGCAUAGCAACAUGCUAAUGUCAAACUCUUUUGAAAUCAAUUGAAUGUUAAGUCUCUCUGUGCAGUUAGUUGUUAGCAACAUGCUAACUGCAAACUGUACUACAGUCAGUUGAGAAUCGAGUCUCUUCUGCACAUGCCACAUGUCACGUGGGGUUGCUGCCUAUGAGCAUUUCAGAUAAUGUGUUAGCUUAGCAACAUGCUAAUGGCAAACCACUGAAAUCAAUUAAGAAUCAAGUAUACGGUGUGCACAUUGCAGGGAAUGCCAUUUCUAAGUCACAUGGAGUUGCUUCCUAUGAAAAGGGAAGUUGUUAACUUUGCAGUAUGCUAAUGGAAAACUUUACUGAUUCUAUUGAGAAUCAAGUUGUGUGUUGAAUGUCACACAGAGUUGCUGUUUCUGAAUUAUGGAAGCUUAUUUUUGCCAUGGAAUAAAAAAAUGAAAAGGUAAUUGUGAACGCCGACAUUUUGUAUCACAAAUCUGACUUUUUACUAGCAUAUAUGAGAAUACCUAAGAAAAGUCUAAGAAUUCAGAAAUUCAUACUAGCAAUAAGAUUUAUUUCUCAUUAUUGCGAGUUUAUAUCUUGCAGUUCUGAGUUUAUAUCUCAAAUUUCUGAAUUGUCAGAAUUGUUUUUUAAAAAGUCACAAUAAGGCCUAACAUUUUUUUUUCUGCUAAAAUAAGCUUCCUUAAUUAAGCACAUUCUUUUGGGGGUUACAAAUUAGUUAAGAAACUGCCUUAAGCUUGGCAUGCUAAAUUUUAGCAUUGAUUUUGGGGUCUAAGACACAUUUUUUUUUUUAGUAAACAAAAUAUUUGUAAAAGUGUGCUUUAGAAAAGUUGUUAUUGUGCUUUAGAAGGCAGCUCACUAUGUUUGGAACAGAUUCACAUAAUAAAUACUAGACAUAAGUACACACUCACAACUCUUGGAUGUUUGACUCAGAUUCAUAAAGACCAUAGAAUAAAAAAUAACAAAACGAGACACAAAUCAAGAAGGAAAAGAUGACUUUGAAAGCUUGUCCUGGAGGAUGUGGACUUUUUCCAAAUUGAAACGUUUCCAUUUGCGCUCUCUUUUAUUUUAUUUAUUUAUGACAUUGUUUGAAGAACAUCACUUGAUCUGAAAUCAUUGCUGCAAAAGGACUGAAACAUGUAUUUCAGUGCGUUUGGGAUGGGAUGGGGUGGGGGGAAUAGUACUGAAUGAAUUUAUCCUAAUGAAUGAAUCUCUGUUGUACAGAUUGAACUUAAUUAUGUACAAAUAAAAUGUCUAGAUGUGACACUAGCUUUAGUUCUGUUGUAGAUUCAGAUUUGAAAUAUUGUGUUGCCAGUGUUCAUUUAACCCUUUUAUUUCUGUAUUUAUUAUGUGAUGGAACAAUUUGUUUCAUUUAAUCGGUUUCGGUAAACACUGAAUUUUAUUUUAUUUAUUACUUUUUUUUUCUGAUCAUUCUCAUGUUCGCUACCAGCAGAUAAAAAAAGUGUCGAAUACAAUGUGGAUAUUUUUGUAUUUCUCCUUCUGUUUUAUCUCUGUCCUUAUUUAUUA
Molecule: messenger RNA, 5184 nt
Organism: Carassius auratus (goldfish)
Lineage: Eukaryota; Metazoa; Chordata; Actinopteri; Cypriniformes; Cyprinidae
Product: serine/threonine-protein kinase BRSK2-like
Exons: 19
Coding region: 294-2921 (875 amino acids)
Biological process (GO): protein phosphorylation; intracellular signal transduction
Cellular component (GO): cytoplasm
Molecular function (GO): protein serine/threonine kinase activity; ATP binding
Source: RefSeq, a predicted model, not a curated record